Molecule: messenger RNA, 1314 nt
Organism: Calidris pugnax (ruff)
Lineage: Eukaryota; Metazoa; Chordata; Aves; Charadriiformes; Scolopacidae
Product: zona pellucida sperm-binding protein 3-like
Biological process (GO): positive regulation of acrosome reaction; egg coat formation; binding of sperm to zona pellucida
Cellular component (GO): extracellular matrix
Molecular function (GO): acrosin binding
Source: RefSeq, a predicted model, not a curated record
AUGACCUGGUGCUGGGAGCCACUGCAGCAGGCCAGCAGUGACUCAGAAGGCAUCAUCAGUAGCUUGAAGAUGCUUCACAGAAAACUUCCAUUUGAAGUGGCCUCUCUCCCCUGGGAGAGGCUUGGGCCACCAGGAUGUCCCCAGUGUUGCUUGCCCUCUUCUCAGCUGGCUGUGGUUUUCUGCUUUCAGAAGCGUCCCCCAGCUCCAGCCGUGGAAAACUCCCACCAGGUGACCCCUGAUGCUCAAGUCUACCACACGAGCCUAAAUUACAACCCACUUCUUACUGGCAGUGCUGUCGUUGUCUGCACCAGCCCUGCUGUGGUUCCUCUACCCAAGGAGAGCAGAGGAACCUUUGAGUGCCACCACCACCGAGCGAGCCCUUCUGCUGCCACAGAGCCUUUAACCAUGAGCGUCCCUUCCCCAGGAGGGACAAUGGGAGUCAAACCCAUGUGGGUGCCCUUCUGUUCCACCCUGUCCUCUGAGGAGAAGCUGCUCUUCUCCCUGUGCCUCAUGGAUGCUGACAGGAGCGCCGGGAGGAUCUCCACCAUAUUUCAACUGGGUGAGGUCUUCCACUUCCAAGCUGGUGUCAACACAGAGAACCAGGCACCUCUGAGGCUCUUUGUGGACAACUGUGUGGCCACCCCAACCCCAGACAGGAGCUCCUCUCCCCAGGUUGCUUUCAUUGACUCCAGAGGGUGCCUGGUGGGUGGGCAACUCGAUGAUGCCACUUUGACUUCUAUAUCCCCUCCAAGACCCAGGCAAGAUGUACUUCAGUUUGGAGUAGAUGUGUUCAGGUUUGCAGGAGGCUCCAGCAAUCUGGUGACCACCUGCCACCUGAAGGUCUCCCUGUCUGACCAAGCUCCUGACCCUCUGAACAAGGCUUGUUCCUUCAACAAAGCCAGCAACUUGGAACAGCAGCUUGCCCAAAGGCCCUCCAGGAGGCUCCACGCUCCGUCCCAGUGGGAAGGAGGAUGUGUCUGGAGAGAACUGCCCUCCCAGCUUGACCAUUUGUGGAUGGUAUUGGGGCUGGCCAUAGUUGCUGGUUUGGUCCUCUUGACCCUUGCUGUUCUAGGAGUUCUGGCUGGUUGCUGGAAACCCAGCAACCCCCCAUUUAAAUCACUGGUGAAACUUGGGCUCUUCAGCCAUCAUGGCAAGAUGUUCCUGCCCCAAACCCCAAGACCUGUUGCUCCCCACCAGCUGAACAUCUUGGGAUGUGGCGUUUGUCCUCAUAACCCAUUCAGGUGGCUGGAUUCAGGGGGAAAAAGCGUGACCUGUGAGGAGCUGGGGCUUCCUCGCUGCGUGGCCACCUCUUGA